Messenger RNA from Anolis carolinensis (green anole), 2603 nucleotides. RefSeq names its product trafficking protein particle complex subunit 3 (gene trappc3). Gene Ontology annotation, biological process: intra-Golgi vesicle-mediated transport; endoplasmic reticulum to Golgi vesicle-mediated transport. The record is from RefSeq and is a predicted model, not a curated record. Gene Ontology annotation, cellular component: TRAPP complex; cytosol; cis-Golgi network membrane. Lineage: Eukaryota; Metazoa; Chordata; Lepidosauria; Squamata; Anolidae. The transcript is spliced from 5 exons. The coding region runs from base 156 to 701 and encodes 181 amino acids.
CGUGACGCUCGCGAGUCGGGAAGGAGCUCCCGGCAUGCCGCGGGGCAGGAGUUGUAGUUCUCUCCUGAGGGAAGGAGGAAAGCGGCGCGCUCCAUAAGGGCAGAGGGGCGGCUCCUUCUUCCUCCUCGAAGACUUCUGGUUCCUCAACCGGCGGGAUGGCGCGGCAAGGCAGCCGAGGCGGCGCCGAGAGCAAGAAAAUGAGCUCGGAGCUCUUCACUCUGACCUAUGGGGCCCUCGUCACUCAGCUGUGUAAAGACUAUGAGAACGAUGAAGAUGUCAAUAAGCAACUUGACAAAAUGGGCUACAACAUAGGUGUUCGACUCGUUGAAGACUUCCUGGCCCGAUCCAACGUAGGAAGGUGUCACGACUUUCGAGAAACGGCAGAUGUAAUUGCAAAGGUGGCAUUUAAAAUGUACUUGGGUAUCACACCAAGCAUCACAAACUGGAGUCCGGCAGGUGAUGAAUUCUCCCUCAUCCUAGAAAACAACCCACUGGUGGACUUUGUGGAGCUGCCUGACAGUCAUUCAUCUCUUAUUUAUUCUAACCUCUUAUGUGGGGUGCUACGGGGAGCCUUGGAAAUGGUUCAGAUGGCUGUGGAUGUCAAAUUUGUCCAGGACACACUGAAAGGAGACGGGGUCACAGAAAUAAGAAUGAAAUUUAUAAGGCGGAUUGAAGACAAUCUCCCUGUAGGAGAAGAGUGAGUCCCGGAGUCACCCUCCAUCUCCUGAACUGGAAGGAAUUGAGCCAGUGCUACCUGACCUGUUCAGAUGCUGUAUUUCCCUAGGAACCAUUUGAAUUCUCCCUGUUAAUUCCACAGAUUUGUAUUAAAGACCUUUGUAAGGUGUAAGACACUUUUCAUACUCCUCAGAGACACUCAUUUCUAUUUUCCACAUUUGGCUCCAUGCAAAUGUACAGGAUGCUUCUUGCAGUUUUGAAAGUGAGUAAUCAAAAUUGGUUCCCACCCAGAGAUGCUCCUCUUGUCUUGCAACAUCUGAAAAGCAUCAACAUUGCUUUCUGCUUUUUCCUGCUCAUAGGAGUGGUGUCCAGAACCCAAAUAUAUAUCUCUUGGUGGUAGAUAGCCAUUCCUUGAUAGUAGAAAAAAUGCAGUAAAUAUUUAAAAUAAGUUUGGGUUAUCACUGGUUCUCAGGUUUACGUUUGUUGUGAAGGAAAUAAUGAUUUUAAAAGGUUUGAUGUCUCUCACAAAACAAGAGUGCUGCCGAUUAGGCUGUCAUGUUGGUGCCCUUGAUACAAAUAAUUUUCUCUGGUUGUAUCUCACUGUUAGUUAGCUGAAUUUGUAUUACCAUGAUGGUACUUUUGCACUGUUUAAAUAAGUAUCAGAGAAAGUUUCCCAGUCAUAAUAAUCUCUAAGGAUAUUUUGCUUGGAGUGGGCCUGAUUUAUAUAACUUAUUGAUGUGUACUUAAAUACAAGCAACUGUUCAGAAAGAUUCAGGUACCCAGGGUUUCUGGGGUAUUGCAAUUGGCUGACAUGAUAAGAGGAUACCACUGUUAGGUCUUUAAUCAUUAGCUAUAUGUUAUCCUGGGAGGCAAGGUUAUGGGGAGAAAAUAUUGUUAGGUAGGCUUAUGUAAAUGUAUCCAUGAGCUAAGGCUUUGUGAAUUGAAUCGCUGAAGAGGGAUAUUGGAGAACACUCUAGACUUUUCAAACAGGGAAAGUGAAUAAUAGAAUGCACUCAGGAAUUAAGUAUGUGGCUCCAGUUUUAUUCUACUGGCUGUGUAUCGAUAGAAGAUCCCAUCUGUGUAUAUCAUAAAACCUAGACCUCUCACCAGGUAAUAUAAUUACUACUAAACCCAGCAGAUAUUUCUCCAUGAAAACGGUAGAGAUUCUAUUGAGCGCAUGUAUGCUGAAUUCAUUUAUUAGAAAUUUCAGCUUUCCUUCAAGUGGCACAAUUAGUAAUGCCUGUACUAUUUUGAAAUGAUAGAAUAUAUUGGGCCAAAGCUGAGAAUGCUGAGUUCAGAAUCAUCAGAAAUUGAGAGUGUGUGAAAAAUAGAUGUUAUGAUUUGUGUACACACCAGUUAUAUAGUGUUGCACACCAGUUAUAUAGAGCUGCAGGCCACUGCCACAAUAAAACUGGGCAUUGGGCAUUAUUGAUGUUGCUUACUUGACAUACGGGAGAAUGGAACUUGAAUUGCUACGAUUCAAAAGACCUUUUCUCAAUAACAUGUUGACAUUUUUCUAGUUCUUUUUAUGUGUCUUCCUACCUGAAUUUGGCUCUGAAGUCCUAUUUUGCCCUGCAUUGGACUUUCACCAUAUCUGUAGAGUUAGUAGCAGAGAGAACAGAGGAGUAUAAUUGCUCUGCAUUGCAAGAGCUGCUUGUCAUGGGAUGGCUUAUCUAUUGUCUCACUUGUGUAACUUCUCCUGUGCAAAUUAAUCAUUCCUAUUCUCAAAUAUUUCAUUCCGAUAUUUGGAGGAAGGGUCCAGUGCCUCCAAAGAUCUCUCAUUAUUUCUUCUGUAGUAUUUCAGAGGAGUGAUAGUUGAUGGGCGAAUGGGUAUAAUCUAAACGUUUUUGUCAUUCAUGCAUAUUCCAUUUGUAAAGCUUUUGAAGUUGACAUUUUGAAACUUACAUUAAAGAUAUUGUAACUGACAA